GCCUAACUCCAUACCAAUAAUCCUCAUCCCCUUCCUGCCAGAUACCUCCGAUUACAGCACAAAUGCUCGUCUAUCGCUCUGCUUCAAUGCUCCAUUUCUACAAACUAUCGUCGCCGCCUAAAUUGCUCCUCCCGCGGUUGAAGCACUCCUAUUCAUACCUCUCUAGUUCCCCUCUAUCAUCCUUAUCUUCUCCAACUUAUUCGUUGAGAAUCCGCUUGUUUUGGCUCAAUCAGUCAUACAGAAGAGGUAAUAGGCGUUUUUCUACUGCUGCUGCAGCUGUUGUCUCUGAUAAGGGGGGAAACGACACGUUCUUCGCAGACGAAGGUGUUUCGUGGGCUUCUCUCGGUUUGUCUGAUCGCCUCUGUCGAGCCAUCUCUAAUGCUGGUCUCGAAAGACCGUCUCUAGUUCAGGCUGCCUCUAUACCAUCAAUACUUUCAGGAAAGGAUGUGGUAGUAGCAGCGGAGACUGGUAGUGGUAAAACGCAUGCAUACCUUGUUCCCUUAAUUGACAAGUUAUGUAAUCCACCGGAUCAUCUCAAAGAUUAUGAUUCUGAUCAAGGAUUGAUGCCUUCCCAUAGAAUUUCUCUAGUUCUUUGUCCAAAUGUGUUGUUGUGUGAACAAGUGGUUCGAAUGGCUUGUGGUCUUUGUGAUGAUAAUGGUGAACCACUUCUCAAAGUCACGGCUGUCUGUGGCCGACAGGGAUGGCCAGUUAAUCAACCAGACAUUAUUGUGUCAACGCCAGCUGCUCUUCUUAAUAAUAUUGACCCAAAAAAACAGCGAAAAUUGAAUUUUGUUCGUGGUGUGAAAUAUGUGGUGUUCGAUGAAGCAGACAUGCUUCUCUGUGGGAGCUUCCAGAAUCAGGUUAUCCGUCUCAUAAACAUGCUUCGUUUUGAUGAGAAGCAGUUGUCUCAAGUAAGUAAAUGUGAACUUGAAAAUACUGCAGAAUUAGGUUCUGAUUCUCCAGGAGAGUGUGGCUUGGAAGAUGGUGAACCCCAAAAUGAAUCUAUCUUAGCAGAGGAUGAAGACUUUGAAGGUGAUAAUGAAGUUGAGGACUUAAAAGAGGAAAGUGAAGCUGGGUCCAUCAACAGAAAAGACUGGAGGAGAGUGAGAAAAGAUUACAUACACAGUAAACAGUACAUUUUUGUUGCAGCCACCCUUCCAGUUAAUGGUAAAAAAACUGCUGGAGCAGUGUUGAAACGGAUGUUUCCAGAUGCCAAUUGGAUUAGUGGAAACUAUCUUCACUGUCACAACCCCAGAUUGGAACAGAAGUGGGUUGAAGUUGCCGUUGAUACCCAGGUGGAUGCACUUAUAGAUGCUGUGAACCAAGGAUCUAGAUCUGAUGUUGGUGUUAGUCGAACUAUGAUUUUUGCAAACACUGUUGAUGCUGUUGAAGCAGUAGCUAAAAUAUUGGAGAGAGCUGGGAUUAAAUGCUAUUGCUACCAUAAAGACAUUUCUUUGGAGGAACGUGCAAAGACAUUAGUUGAUUUCCUAGAAAAAGGGGGAGUUUUUGUGUGCACUGAUGCUGCUGCACGGGGAGUUGAUGUUCCAAAUGUGUCACAUGUUAUCCAGGCAGACUUUGCCACAUCUGCUGUAGAUUUCUUGCAUAGGGUUGGCCGCACAGCUCGAGCUGGUCAAUAUGGAGUUGUCACUAGCCUGUACACUGAAUCCAAUCGAGAUCUUGUUGAUGCAAUUCGUCAAGCGAAGAAACUGGGUCGGCCUGUGGAGUCGGCGUUUAGCAGAAAAAGGAGCUUCCGAAACAAACUUAAGAAGAAAGGUUCCAGUAAAGUCAGAAAUGCAUCCGUUAAUGAAAUGGCAAGGGUCUAAGGAACUUGGUCCCCAUCACUUCUGGUGCAAAAACAUUGCCUCUGAUCGGUGUAUUAUUGCCUUCCUUUUUUGAAAAACAUUCCAUGUGACCAGUCCAAUUGUUGUCAGUUCCUAUCUUCCUGCUUUACAGUUAUUGAAUCACAGGCCCAAUGCCAUCUUUAAAUCGGACCAUUCACUGUGUGGUGGCUAGCACAGUAAUUACGUUACCGAAUAUGUGAAAAGUUUUGAACAGCCAUAUGGAAGGAAUAAUUCUCCCAUUUGGGAUGAUGAUGAUGAUGAUUGGCAUAGGUAAAUGAUUCUAUAGUGGAAAUUUGUAAUGGAAAUUUGUAAUGGAGGGGCAUUUAGAAUUUACUUUUCAGUUUUAGUUGCUUGAAUUUGGCGAGCUAUUUGUAGUUUUCUUCUUCUCUUUUAUCUUCGCGCACUAAAGUAAUGAAUGGAGUUGGUUGAGGAAUUUUAUCCA
Molecule: messenger RNA, 2283 nt
Organism: Hevea brasiliensis (rubber tree)
Lineage: Eukaryota; Viridiplantae; Streptophyta; Magnoliopsida; Malpighiales; Euphorbiaceae
Product: DEAD-box ATP-dependent RNA helicase 22
Exons: 9
Coding region: 63-1823 (586 amino acids)
Cellular component (GO): chloroplast
Molecular function (GO): RNA helicase activity; RNA binding; ATP binding
Source: RefSeq, a predicted model, not a curated record